UGAUAACACCUCCAGUGACUUAAUUACCUCCAUUUUUCCUAGAGCCAGGACGGGGAGGGCCUAGGAGCAGAGCUGUCAUGUGUGCCCUGAACGAGGGCCUCCUGCUUUCUUGCUAGCUAGGAGUGGAGAGAGAGAGAGGAAAAAAAAAAACCUUAAAAAGUCUGGCCAGCUGCUGUUCUACAUAAUAACACCAAGUGGCUGGGCCAGCCCCAGUGCGAGCUGCGUCACUGUGCAGCGAGCUGGGAGCCUGGGAACACAGACAGACCCCUGUGCAGUGCAGCCACCAGGACCCCCAGCUCCUUGCUCUGCACCCACUGGAUCUACAACAUUGGGAGCCAUGGAGCUGCUCUGCUCCGAGGUGGAUACUGUCCGCAGGGCUCAGACUGACCCCACGCUGCUCUUUGAUGACCGGGUCCUGCAGAACCUUCUAACCGUGGAGGAGAGGUAUCUGCCCCAGUGCUCCUACUUCAAGUGUGUCCAGAAGGACAUCCAGCCCUUCAUGAGGAAGAUGGUGGCCACCUGGAUGCUGGAGGUCUGUGAAGAGCAGAAGUGUGAGGAGGAGGUAUUCCCAUUGGCAAUGAACUAUCUGGACAGGUUUUUAGCUGUUAUUCCCACCAGAAAAUGUCACCUGCAACUCCUGGGGGCUGUCUGCAUGUUCUUAGCAUCCAAACUCAAAGAGACUAUUCCAUUAACUGCAGAGAAACUUUGCAUAUACACUGACAAUUCAAUCAAACCCCAAGAGCUGCUGGAGUGGGAACUGGUGGUGCUAGGAAAAUUGAAGUGGAACCUUGCUGCCGUCACACCACAUGACUUUAUUGAACAUAUAUUAAGAAAGCUGCCAUUACCUAAAGAUAAACUGCUUAUGGUCCGGAAGCAUGCACAGACAUUUAUUGCACUCUGUGCCACAGAUUUUAAUUUUGCCCUGUACCCACCAUCUAUGAUAGCGACUGGAAGCGUGGGAGCUGCAAUCUGUGGGCUGCAGUUGGACGAUGCAGAAAGCCACCUCUCCGGGGAUAGUCUGACAGAGCACUUGGCUAAGAUCACUAACACAGAUGUGGAUUGCCUUAAAGCUUGUCAAGAACAGAUCGAAUCCGUGCUAGUCAGCAGCCUUAGACAAAACAGACCACCAACCCAACAAAGGAACGCUGUUAAGUCUGUGGAUGAACUGGACCAGGCCAGCACCCCUACAGAUGUGCGGGACAUCAACCUGUGAGGAGUUCUGCAGCAAGAGUCUUUCCUUUGUUCUGUAUUUUCUAGAACAAACCUGUUUGUUUUAUAUCUGUUCUCCCACUUAGAUAAAAAAAAAAUUAAAACUUCUUUUAAAUACAAAAAAAUGAAAAAAAUGUUUUUGGUGCCUCUGAUGUCCUUUUUAGAAGGGAAUCCCACAAUAUAUUUGAUAAUUGCUGUUAUUAUUAUAUAUUGUUAAAUUUAAGUGCUUGUGUAAGCAUAAACCAUAGCUAGAGAAAUUGCAAGCCUGCAGUGGGAUGAAAUGUAGGUAAACUUUUUAUAUUUGUAGUCGCUUACACCUCUCUAUAGAUGUCAGAGAGGAUGUCUGGCGCCAUAUAUGUGGUUUUCAUAUGUAGAUUGCAAAGCAAAAGACUAAUGGAUUCUAGAGGGCAACUGAAAGUGCGAUCCCUAAAGAGACUGAAGCUUAUUUUUGGGUGAUUUGGGAUCUGUGUAAUUUUUUUAUUUCAUUUUUUUAAUCUAAAGAGAGGUGCUUUCUGAAUCUCCUAUUUAGUUCUGUUUACUUUUGCUGUCUAUGGUAGCUGCUACCGAAAAAAAAUGCUUUAUUUUUGCAAGACUGAGGCAGGUAAUUUUUUUUUUUUUUUCCUAAAAUGUUUUUGAUUCCCUAGUUUUUGUUCCCACAUAAAUGUUCAUAACAAGCAUGCCUGGGAUUUGAAGGAGGCUCGCUUAGCCAGCUGUGGACUUAUAAACUGCAAAAGAAUGUAUUUUAGAUUUUUUAAUUUUUUUUGUUUAAACAGAAUAGUCCCGGUAAGCUAAAAAGAAAGGUGGUACUCCCUUUUUUUUUUUUUUUACUUCAACUACACAUCCCAAAAAAUGUAAAGGAUUUAUAAAAAAAAAAGUCUUAGCUAUGAAAAAUACAUAAAGAUAAAUAUGAUUAUAAAGGGCAUCCAAAAAAUGCAUGUGACAUUACUUAGCAAGUCCAACCAAAUAAAAAAAAAAUCUUUGCUACUUGCUUAUGGGCAGAUAUUUUAGCUACGUUAUUCAUAGCUAAAGUCUAUUUAAAAUAGACAAAAAGUAGAUAUCUCCA
This is a messenger RNA of Bufo bufo (common toad), 2272 nucleotides long. RefSeq names its product cyclin D2 (gene CCND2). The coding region runs from base 338 to 1213 and encodes 291 amino acids. Gene Ontology annotation, molecular function: cyclin-dependent protein serine/threonine kinase regulator activity. Gene Ontology annotation, cellular component: cytoplasm; nucleus; cyclin-dependent protein kinase holoenzyme complex. NCBI's taxonomy places the organism in Eukaryota, Metazoa, Chordata, Amphibia, Anura, Bufonidae. Gene Ontology annotation, biological process: positive regulation of G1/S transition of mitotic cell cycle; mitotic cell cycle phase transition; regulation of cyclin-dependent protein serine/threonine kinase activity. The transcript is spliced from 5 exons. The record is from RefSeq and is a predicted model, not a curated record.